Rhodamnia argentea is the source of this 1857-nucleotide messenger RNA. RefSeq names its product disease resistance protein RUN1-like. The transcript has a single exon. The record is from RefSeq and is a predicted model, not a curated record. Gene Ontology annotation, molecular function: protein binding. Bases 1 to 1857 code for a protein of 618 amino acids. Lineage: Eukaryota; Viridiplantae; Streptophyta; Magnoliopsida; Myrtales; Myrtaceae.
AUGAAGAGCCCGGUACGCUUGGACUUGAGGGAAUGUGUGAAGCUCAAGAGGCUUCCAGCAGAAGUGGGUAAAUUACAAGCACCGAAGCAACUCAAUCUACGGUUUUCUGGAAUAGAAGAAUUACCAGAGAGCAUAGGGGAUCUGCAGAGUCUAGAAAUUCUGGAUAUUCAUUGCACUCGGAUAAAAGAAUUACCAAAGAGCAUAGGGGAUCUGCAGAAUCUAGAAAUUUUGGAUAUUAGUCGCACUCGGAUAAAAGAAUUACCCGAUGGCAUUGGAAGGCUGAAAAAGCUCCGAGAUUUAAAUGCUUCAAAUUGCUGGGAACUGGGAGGAGUAAUUCCAGAAGGCAUCUACAAUAUUUCUUCCCUACAACGCCUUAAUUUUGGUCAUGCUUGCAACCUCCAAUCGCUGUCGGCGCUUCCUUCCAGCCUAACAUUUUUGCAUGUCACCUGUCGAAGUCGCAGAUUGCCUUCACUUUCCAACCUGACCCAUCUCAAGGAGGUACGAAUUGAUGAUUGCGAAUUUCUAGAGUGCAUCCGGGAGCAACCAUCAACACAACCAGAAAGAUGCCUACACGCUCCCUUUGAAUUGGAAAUCUUUGCAAUCGGCAUUUGCAAGCUCAUGAAAACACCGCACGUUUUACAAUUUAACCAUAUGAGGACAUUAAGUGUCGAGGAGUGUGAAAAUAUACUUGAAAUUCGAGGUCUUGACGAAUUGCUUUAUUUGGAAAGAUUGUUCAUCUCAGCUUGUCCUUCAAUUGAGAGGCUGAACCUUCCAAAAUCCAAGGAUCUGAAGAUAUUCAAAGCUAUAGACUGCGAAAGCUUGGUAGAAAUUCAAGGCCUCAAUGUGUUGGAGUCCUUGAAAGAGAUAGAUAUCUCUUGGUGCGCUUCAAUUGAGAGGCUGAACCUUUCAAAAUCUAAGGGUCCGAAGAUAUUCCGAGCUACAAACCGCAAAAGCUUGGUUGAAAUUCAAGGCCUCGAUACGUUGGAGUCCUUGGAAGCGAUAUAUAUCUAUGAGUGCGCUUCAAUUGAGAGGCUGAACCUUUCAAAAUCCAAGGGUCCGAAGAUAGUCAAAGCUACGGACUGCGAAAGGUUGGUUGAAAUUCAAGGCCUCGAUACGUUGGAGUCCUUGGAAAAGAUAGAUAUCUCUGAGUGCACUUCAAUUGAGAGGCCGAACUUUUCAAAAUCCAAGGGUCCGGAGAUAUUCAAAGCUGGAUACUGCAAAAACUUGGUUGAAAUUCAAGGCCUCGAUACGUUGGAGUCCUUGAAAGAGAUAAAUAUCUAUAAGUGCGCUUCAAUUGAGAGGCUGAACUUUUCAAAAUCCAAGGGUUUGAAGAUAUUCAAAGCUGCAAACUGCAAAAGCUUGGUUGAAAUUCAAGGCCUCGAUACGUUGGAGUCCUUGAAAGAGAUAUAUAUCUAUGGGUGCGCUUCAGUUGAGAGGCUGAACCUUUCAAAAUCCAAGGGUCUGAAGAUAUUCAAAGCUGGAUACCGCAAAAACUUGGUUGAAAUUCAAGGCCUCGAUACGUUGGAGUCCUUGGAAAAUAUAGCUAUCUCUGAGUGUGCUUCAAUUGAGAGGCUAAACUUUUCAAAAUCUAAGGGUCUGAAGAUAUUCGAAGCUGGAGAAUGCAAAAGCUUGGUUGAAAUUCAAGGCCUUGAUACGUUGGAGUCCUUGAAAGAGACAAAUAUCUAUAUGUGCGCAUCAAUUGGGAGGCCGAACCUUCCAAAAUCCAUGGGUUCGACGAUGUUCAGAGCUACACGCUGCAAAAGGUUGGUUGAAAUUCAAUGCCUCAAUGCGUUGGAGUCAUUGAAAGAGCUAUAUAUCAAUGAGUGCGCUUCAAUUGAGAGGCUGAACCUUUCAUAA